Amoebophrya sp. A120 is the source of this 1006-nucleotide messenger RNA. Lineage: Eukaryota; Dinophyceae; Syndiniales; Amoebophryaceae. The record is from the annotation of a GenBank genome assembly.
AUGAAAACAGCAAUUUCCGGUGACAUCCAUGAACACUCUCAUCAUCGUGCUCACAGACAACUACUAUCCAGCUUGCAAAGGAAUGAUGAAGUACCGGACGGUACUAGAAUCGUGUGCGUUUUCAAUCGCGACAUCGCUGAUGCACAGCUGGUGCUCGAGCGAUCUCCACCCAAGACCUUUCAUGCUGGUAUAGAAAAUUUUUUUUCAAAGCAUAAUAUCUUAUCUACGUAAAACUUUUGUGCACACGGAAAAUGAACGUCACCCGGUCAAUUUUUUCUUGCAUCAUGUAGGUAUUAGGCGCUAGUAGACACACGAGAAAACAUCAUCAUGUCGACACAAAAAUAAAUGAUCUCAACAGGUACACCAGAACAGUCAGAAGCAACUGGAGCAACAACUGUCGAUUUGUGCAUGGUUCUCUUCCUAAGCUGUCUAACGGAGUCGCUUCAGCACAUCUCGACCCAUAGCUGUGCUUCCCAGGAACCUCGGUCUGCGUCAAUUUUCCGAACUUUUUUGAGGCAAGGGAAACAAAAUCUCUUUGUCGCAGUGUCACCUACGCAAGUUUGAUACUAUCACGAAAAAUUUUAGAACAGACUUAUAUCGUCUUCCACACCGUAGACGCCUCCGCGGAUGAGACCUUCGUAGAUGAGACCUAUGCAGAUGAAACGACCACGUCGUAUAGUAACAUACUCAUUUUCUUGUUCGAUUUUUUUUUUAGAUUUUUGUCAAGGAAGAAAAUGUUGGAGUCCAAGACUGUACUCGAUAGACAAAUCCCGAUACCACAAGUGAUCUACGCAGCUGAGGAGCUGCUCAUAGAAUACCAUAUAGCAGAGGUAAAGAAGACGUAAUUUUCGGUCGGCAUAGAACCGUCGAUAUCACGAGCAAGGACCCAUUCAAAGAAAGUAACGCGGAAUAACACAGAAGUUUCUACAUCUACGGAUGAGCCCACAAGGACGAAAAAUUCUGAAACUCAUUCUUCUUUUUUUUCAUCUUCACGAUUGAAAAUCAU